Molecule: messenger RNA, 897 nt
Organism: Peronospora belbahrii
Lineage: Eukaryota; Oomycota; Peronosporomycetes; Peronosporales; Peronosporaceae
Source: the annotation of a GenBank genome assembly
AUGAACUCGAUUCGAGUUGUGCUCUCCGUCUGCGCUGCUUACGCAUACGAGAUGGAACAGCUGGACGCUGAUACAUCGUUUCUUAACAGUGAGUUGGAGGACCGUGUCUACAUGGAGCAAGCUGCAAGUGCCUGGAACAAGACCAUUAAUCGUGUAUUUCUCGACUGCGGUUUCAAAAGCUGUGGUGCGGACCAAUGCGUCUAUUUCAAGCGCUCCAAGAACAAUUUUAUUUACGUCUGCCUUUACGUCGAUGAUAUGAUCAUUGCGGCAAAGACUAGUGAUGAAAUUAGUGACGUGAAGGACGCACUCAAAAAUGCCUUCAAGAUGAAGGAGCUUGGACCGGCGAAGUUUAUUCUGGGAAUGGAGAUCGACCAUGACAUGACUGCUGGAACGCUUAUGAUCAAGCAAACGCGAUACAUCGAUGAUGUGGCAAACCGGUUUGGGCAAGAAAACGCUAGGACGGUGGACAACCCGUGUGCAACCGGUCUAAAGUUGCCAAAGUCGCAAUCGCCAGCAUCGGAUGCAGAACGAAGCAAGAUGCAAUUAAGAUCUAACCAUUCCUUGAUUGGAUGCCUGCUGUACAUCACGACGUGUACUCGCCCGGACAUUGCAUUCGUAGUAACGCAACUUUCUCGUUUUCUCGAUAAUCCUGAGCAGCAGUAUUGGAGUGCUGCUAUACGUGUUCUACGCUUCUUAAAGACGACCCACCAGCACGUGAUCAUCUACAAAGGUGGUACUAGCAGCGUCACAGCUGAAGCCUACUCGGAUGUGGACUGGGGAUCUAAUCUCGACGAUAGGCGUUCUUUGGCCGACGUACUGACCAAGGCUUUAGGAUCCAAGACGUUCAAGUUCCUGCGCGAUGCGAAUGGUAUCCAGUGCAAGAUUACCAAGCAGUAG